AUGAAGAAAGUUUCAGCGGUUCGUUAUGGAAUUUCCGAAGAGGAUUUAGAAUUAUCGGAAGCGGAAGAAUUUAAUGGUUCUUGUGGAAAAUCGGAAAUAUUGAAUGGAUGCUAUGGUUCGGCGAAAUCGUUCAUAGAUUCUUUACAAAAUGCGCAAUUUUGCAAAAUGGAGAAUCUUAUUUCGACGAAAAAAAGUUUUGAUGAAAUUUUAAUCGAAAAGCAAAUGCGCGAAUUUGAUAAGAAAAAAGCGAUUUUUAUGAAAAGUUUUGUUCAUUUGCAAAAUACUCCAUCAGUUUUCGAAAAGAUUAAUAAAAUAAAAGAAAAUCGCGAUUUUAUUGAAUCAAUCCAUUAAAGUGGUACUGACGGUGAAAUUCUUUUUGAGACAUCGGAGUCAUCUUCUGCAAUAUCGAAUAAUAGUACCAGUGAUUUUAAUAAAUGUUCAAGUAUUGAUCACUUUAAUGUGGAUAAAAUUUCAAAUGAAAUUGCUGUCAGCAAUUUGCCACAUGUUAAUAAUAGUGCUGAAUGUAUUUCAUAUGUUGAUGUUUCCAAAUCUUUUUUUAUUGAACCAUUGGAUAACAGUGCAACCAAGAAACCAUACAGCUCCACGCCUUUAAAUAAAGUCAGUCACCUUCUCUUAGCAAGAACUGAUUCUCAUUUUAUUUCAAAAACAUCAACAGUUAAUUUCGAUUCCGAUGUGUCAUCGAUUAAAAUUGCAGAUAUUGAAAACGAAAAUACUUCAGAAAUUAUUGACAGGAAAACAGAAUUUUAUGAAUAUAGUCCAUUGCUAAUUUUCUGCACCAAUGUAUAUUCAAAAGAAAUGAUAGAAUAUUUUGAAAAUUUUGUCCAAAAUUUCGAAGAAAUGCCCAAGAAUUCAUCUCGUAUGGAAUUAAAACGUACGAUUAAUGAAAAAAUUGCGGUUGUAUCUAAAAAAUUGGCAACUGAUGAUGAAAUUAUGCGUGCAGUCAUGUAUUUUUCCAAUUUACUUUCCGGUUUGGCUGUUACCGGUUUUAAUGAUAAAAUAAUUAAUUUAUCAAAUGAUUCAACAGCAGUUCGUUGGGCGAUAUCGCAUAUUAUUUCUACUUUUAUUGAUAUUGUCUUGCAAGAUCAACUUGUUAUUCACGUUGUUUGCAAAAUUUUAGUAAAAAUUUCGAAUAAAUUCAAGGAAUUUGAAACCUUAUUAUGGAUGAAACUCAUAUUAUCAUCAUUAUUGCUCCGAAAAGAUUAUAAUUUAUGUACGAAAAUGGUGGAAUAUUUGCACAAACAGGGUGAGGAUGUUAGUGGAACGAUAAAUGCAUGGAAAACACGUGAAAUAGUUAUUAUCCGAUUAUUUGUCUUGCUAUUAAGCAGUAAAUCAUCUGUUGAUAACAGUUAUUGUUAUUCGUCGGCGCUUUGGAAUAUUACUGCUACCGCAGUUAACGAAAUAUCACCUUUUGCAUCAGCUAUAUUAAAUGAAAUCCUUCAACAUGGUUCUAAAUCGUUAAAAGAAAUUUAUGGUUCACAAUUCAACAAGAUAUUAAAAUUAGUCGAAAAGAAAGUGUUGCCAAGGUGGAAAGCUGAAACAGAUCGAACAUUUCACGAGAGUGUUGUUCGUCCUUUGUUUGAGCAUUUUACUUCUACAAUGUUGGAGAAAGAGGUUUAUUCCAUAAAUGGUAAUAAUUGGGUUGGUUCGAUGUUGGACUUAUUGGCAAAUGGUGAGAAUUAUAAUUCAGUCGAAAGUUUAAAACUGAACUAUGGCAAACGCACAAUUAAGAGAAUAUCCAGCUUUGGUGGAAUUUCGAUUUUGGUACUACAUCGGACUUCGGUAGGAUAUCCGAUUGGUUGUGUUCCAGAAUGUUAA
Dracunculus medinensis (Guinea worm) is the source of this 1836-nucleotide messenger RNA. NCBI's taxonomy places the organism in Eukaryota, Metazoa, Nematoda, Chromadorea, Rhabditida, Dracunculidae. The record is from the annotation of a GenBank genome assembly.